Molecule: messenger RNA, 426 nt
Organism: Parascedosporium putredinis
Lineage: Eukaryota; Fungi; Ascomycota; Sordariomycetes; Microascales; Microascaceae
Source: the annotation of a GenBank genome assembly
AUGGCGUCCGAGGAGCCUGAAAAGGCCAUCUCCGCCGAAAGCAAGGUGAAAUCCAUCAUGCACAGCUGGGGCACAUCAUCCAUGCCACCCACCGGACUGGCGACACUCAUCGUCGCCCUUCACGGCCGGCCCUUCCAGCCCUUGCCCAUGCUCUUCGCCCCCAUGCUCCUCUUCUCCAGCUACGUCAACUUGGCCGGGUUCCCCACGGAUAGCGCCGGAAUCACCGCCGCGUGGAGCGGUCUCUACGUCCUCCUCGCCCUGCGCAGGCGCCAGUCUCUGCGUAACAAGUUCUCGGUCAGGGGCGCCGUGCGCGGAAGCGCAAUCGGCUUGGGCCUCAUGAACUUUGCUUCCGGUGCGUGGGUCUACGCGCACGGGGACAGAAAAGCGGACGAGAAGGCGAGGUUGGAAAGGAACCGGUGGAAUUAA